Molecule: messenger RNA, 3843 nt
Organism: Oryctolagus cuniculus (rabbit)
Lineage: Eukaryota; Metazoa; Chordata; Mammalia; Lagomorpha; Leporidae
Gene: ATG9A
Product: autophagy related 9A
Biological process (GO): autophagy of mitochondrion; protein localization to phagophore assembly site; reticulophagy
Cellular component (GO): phagophore assembly site; autophagosome
Source: RefSeq, a predicted model, not a curated record
CGCGCGCUGGGGGGCGCGCGUGGGCGGCGGGGCCGCGCUCGAGGUUGGCCGCUGUUGGGAACCGAGCCCUGGGCCCGGGGCCGGGCCACCCUGGGGCUCGCUGGGCUCGGGUCUCGGCGGCUGGGUGUAGGGAGGCAGCCCAGCCCGUCCAGGGUAUCAGCUGUAGGACCGCCUCGAUCCCCCCAUCAUCGGCCGGAACCCCCGAGCCCAGGCCCUGCCUGCCGGGGCUCCAUGGGCCCUGGGUCUACACUGACCCAGUGAGUGCAGCGGCAGAGCCAGGGCAUCGAGGGCUGGAGUGGAGCAGACACUGUCCAUGGAGCUGGUGGACCGGGUGGCCAGGGGGCGGCGGUGAUGGCGCAGUUUGACACGGAAUACCAGCGCCUAGAGGCCUCCUACAGCGACUCACCCCCUGGGGAGGAGGACCUGCUGGUGCACGUUGCUGAGGGGAGCAAGUCCCCUUGGCACCACAUUGAAAACCUUGACCUCUUCUUCUCUCGAGUUUAUAAUCUACACCAGAAGAAUGGCUUCACGUGUAUGCUCAUUGGGGAGGUAUUCGAGCUCAUGCAGUUCCUUUUUGUGGUUGCCUUCACUACCUUCCUGGUCAGCUGUGUGGACUAUGACAUCCUAUUUGCCAACAAGAUGGUGAACCACAGUCUUCACCCUACCGAGCCUAUCAAAGUCACUCUGCCAGAUGCUUUUUUACCUGCCCAAGUCUGCAGUGCCAGGAUUCAGGAAAACGGCUCCCUUAUCACCAUCCUGGUCAUUGCUGGUGUCUUCUGGAUCCACCGACUUAUCAAGUUCAUCUACAACAUUUGCUGCUACUGGGAGAUCCACUCCUUCUACCUGCAUGCCCUGCGUAUCCCCAUGUCUGCCCUGCCGUACUGCACGUGGCAGGAAGUGCAGGCCCGCAUCGUGCAGACCCAGAAGGAGCACCAGAUCUGCAUCCACAAGCGUGAGCUCACCGAGCUGGACAUCUACCACCGCAUCCUCCGCUUCCAGAACUACAUGGUGGCCCUGGUGAACAAAUCCCUCCUGCCCCUGCGCUUCCGCCUGCCCGGCCUCGGGGAGGCCGUGUUCUUCACCCGCGGCCUCAAGUACAACUUUGAGCUGAUCCUCUUCUGGGGCCCCGGCUCUCUCUUUCUCAAUGAAUGGAGCCUCAAGGCUGAGUACAAACGUGGAGGGCAAAGGCUAGAACUGGCCCAGCGCCUCAGCAACCGCAUCCUGUGGAUUGGCAUCGCCAACUUCCUGCUGUGCCCCCUCAUCCUCAUCUGGCAGAUCCUCUACGCCUUCUUCAGCUAUGCCGAGGUGCUGAAGCGGGAGCCCGGGGCCCUGGGAGCCCGCUGCUGGUCGCUCUAUGGCCGCUGCUACCUCCGCCACUUCAACGAGCUGGAGCACGAGCUGCAGUCACGCCUCAACCGCGGCUACAAGCCCGCCUCCAAGUACAUGAAUUGCUUCCUGUCUCCGCUGCUGACCCUGCUCGCCAAGAACGGCGCCUUCUUCGCCGGCUCCAUCCUGGCUGUGCUUAUCGCCCUCACCAUCUACGACGAGGACGUGCUGGCUGUGGAGCAUGUCCUGACCACCGUCACGCUCCUGGGGGUCACGGUGACCGUGUGCAGGUCCUUUAUCCCGGACCAGCACAUGGUGUUCUGCCCUGAGCAGCUGCUCCGCGUGAUCCUCGCUCACAUCCACUACAUGCCUGACCACUGGCAGGGUAAUGCCCACCGCUCGCAGACCCGGGACGAGUUUGCCCAGCUCUUCCAGUACAAGGCAGUGUUCAUCCUGGAGGAGCUGCUGAGCCCCAUCGUCACACCCCUCAUCCUCAUCUUCUGCCUGCGCCCACGGGCCCUGGAGAUCAUAGACUUCUUCCGCAACUUCACCGUGGAGGUCGUCGGCGUUGGCGAUACCUGCUCCUUUGCUCAGAUGGAUGUUCGCCAGCACGGGCACCCGCAGUGGCUGUCUGGUGGGCAGACAGAGGCCUCGGUGUACCAGCAAGCCGAGGAUGGGAAGACAGAGCUGUCCCUCAUGCACUUUGCCAUCACCAACCCUGGCUGGCAGCCACCACGUGAGAGCACAGCCUUCCUGGGCUUCCUCAAGGAGCAGGUGCAGCGGGACGGAGCCGCCGCCAGCCUUGCCCAAGGGGGUCUGCUCCCUGAAAAUGCGCUCUUCACGUCCAUCCAGUCCUUACAGUCAGAGUCCGAGCCCCUGAGCCUUAUUGCAAACGUGGUGGCCGGCUCAUCCUGCCGGGGCCCCCCACUGCCCAGGGACCUGCAGGGCUCCAGGCACCGGGCUGAGGUUGCUUCUGCCCUUCGCUCCUUCUCCCCUCUGCAGCCCGGGCAGGGCCCCACAGGCCGGGCUCCUAGCACCAUGACGGGCUCUGGGGUGGACGCCAGGACAGCCAGCUCCGGGAGCAGCGUGUGGGAAGGACAGCUGCAGAGCUUGGUGCUGUCUGAAUACGCGUCCACCGAGAUGAGCCUGCACGCCCUCUACAUGCACCAGCUCCACAAGCAGCAGACCCAGGCUGAACCUGAGCGGCAUGUGUGGCACCGCCGGGAGAGUGAUGAGAGUGGGGAGAGUGCCCCAGAGGAAGCAGGGGAGGGGGCCCGGGCGCCCCAACCCAUCCCCCGCUCUGCCAGCUACCCCUGUGCCGCAACCCGGCCCGGAGCACCCGAGACCACUGCCCUGCAUGGGGGCUUCCAGAGGCGCUACGGAGGCAUCACAGAUCCUGGCACGGUGCCCCGGGCUCCUUCUCACUUCUCUCGGCUGCCCCUUGGAGGGUGGGCUGAAGACGGGCAGUCGGCAUCCAGGCACCCUGAGCCCGUGCCCGAGGAAGGCUCGGAGGAUGAGCUUCCGCCGCAGGUGCACAAGGUAUAGACAAAGCCGAGGAAGGUCCCUGUGCCCCAGGAUGGAGGCCACUGCUGCCCUGCGGUCCCAUCCGCCUGCCACGGGAAGUCCUCUGAGUGUUGCCUGGCUCCACGUGUGUGGUGUUUGUGUGUCCGUGCCUGGCCAAGGGAGGUGCCAACGGUGGGCCUGCCACAGCCCCAGGAGAGGAAGUUGGGGCCUAGGAACCAGGGGCACGCGCGAGUCUAGCCUCAGCCCCGGGACCCCCUUGGCUCAGAGUGUGGUGCUAGAAACUGGUCCCCAGCCCCAGUACUGCCACCUUUGCACCCACCCCCGCAAGUCUCCAGGGAGCUGCCCACCACAGAAGCUGCCAACCAGGGCGAAGCUGUGCCAACUGUGGAGCAGGGCGCCCCACCCUGCGUAGAUGAGCAGCUCAGGCUGUGGCCCUUACCUCACCCCAGUUCUCGCCCAGUGCUGCAGCCAGCUCACCUCUCUUGCUUCCUGCACAUCACGGCAUGUGUGUGCUGCUUGCUCCCCUCUGUUCGCCCGUCGCCGUUGGGGUGGAGGCCCUAGCUCCAGCUCCCCUCUCACCACCUUUGACACUAAGAAGGAAGGCUUCCAAAUCGCAGGAGCACGAUGGGAAUUCCUUGCUGCCCUCUCCAACUUCCAGGAUGGGCCCCUGGGAGACCGAGGCCUUCCUGGGCCCCCAAUGCUGCUUGCCGUGCCCCUCGCCACCCGCACGUGGGAUGGACAGGGCUAGAGCGCCACCUCGGCUGUCUACAACCCAGCAGGAAAAGCUCUGGCCCACAUCCCGCAGUCAUCUCGCAGGGGAUGCAGGGGCGUCGCCCAGGCUUUGGGCUACCGCGUUGCAUGCUGGGACUCAGCUCCUACCCUCUGACCUACUCCCUGUCCAGCCCUGGUGCACUGAGGGGACAGUGAACUGCGAGUGGGGUGGGAACCGUGUACAGCUUGAUAACCCUCAAUAAAGAAGGGACUUUGACCGGG